Molecule: messenger RNA, 486 nt
Organism: Echinococcus granulosus
Lineage: Eukaryota; Metazoa; Platyhelminthes; Cestoda; Cyclophyllidea; Taeniidae
Exons: 2
Coding region: 1-486 (161 amino acids)
Biological process (GO): mitochondrial respirasome assembly
Source: RefSeq, a predicted model, not a curated record
AUGACAUUUUAUAUUGUUUCACCAAAAUUUGAAACAAGUUUUGCUAGUUUAUGUCAUCGAUGCUUACUUCUACUUUUGCUUUGUUCGCCACUUGAUUGGUUGUUACCAACUAAAGGUGUGAAAUGCGUGCUUCCACGAAGCCAAUCGGGUCUGCUAGCUACAUUUCAGAAAUCCAUUAGACCACAAUCCAGUUGGACUGACAAGGAUGAGUUUCUCGAUACCGUCUACUGGAUGCGUCAAUUUGUUGGACUCAUCAUAGGCACUUUGUGGGGUGCCCUACCUAUAAAGGGUGCUUUGGGCAUAUCUUCCUUCUUUUUUAUCAAUUGUACCUUCGUCUACCUUUAUGCUGCCGUGUUUCAACGUGUGGAUGAGGAGGAAUACGGUGGAUAUAGCGAAAUAAUAAAAGAGGGCUUGAUGACCACUUUUGCAACAUUUUUGGUCGUUUGGGUUGUUGUAUACGACAUGCUGUACGGAACGAAAUUUUAA